Manihot esculenta (cassava) is the source of this 1882-nucleotide messenger RNA. RefSeq lists its product as uncharacterized. Bases 710 to 1270 code for a protein of 186 amino acids. The record is from RefSeq and is a predicted model, not a curated record. Lineage: Eukaryota; Viridiplantae; Streptophyta; Magnoliopsida; Malpighiales; Euphorbiaceae. The transcript has 3 exons.
AAUAAUGACUUCCUCUCCUUGGUAGCGCAAAUAUCCAGAGUUGACAAGGCAGUGACUGGGAAGCUAGCCCAGUUCCAGAGGUGGCCUUGCUCGAUGUUGAUCUUCAAUAUAUGAUUGUUCAUCCAUUUCUUGUAACAGUCACAAACAGAGAUUGCACGCUCAUGGAGAUCCAUAUAUAACCCAUUAACAUUUAUGAAUCAGACUUCUGACACAGAUAAAAAUAGGUACUUGCAAUCGAAAAUCUCCUUGCUAAAAAUUUUUUAAAUGAGGAGAUAUAUCUAGCUUUACCAGGCAGACAUUUAAUCCUUAGCCUAAUAUCAAAAUUUUGACCAACUCAGUCUAUUAUGGACCAAAUCACCAGAUACGAAACAAGGUUUUACAAAUGGGUUCCUUGUGUCUUUGGACAAAAUUUUAUGCAAAUCAAUAUUAAUGUCAUUUGAGAAGAGUGGAGAAAUACACUAACAAUAAAGUUUGCCUAUUGCCAUGAGACCGUGACUCUGCUGGGAUGUUUUGACAAAGUCAAUUUAAUGUUUCUAGUCGAAGUUUCUACCUAAAGUUAGGAACUUUCCUUCCUAUUCUACUUUACUCAUUAUAUGUUUUUGACUAUGAAUUAGUGAGAGUUAUCAAUAGUCAAUGUUAUGGUUGUUCCUCAUUCAUGUGUAUCCUGUAAACGCCAAAGGAGAGGAGAGGAGAGGAAGAGAGCUUGCAAAUGGCGUCAACACUUCUAUUCCUAGCGUUGUUUGUUCUUGAUUUCAUUGCUUUUGCACUAGCUCUUCAAGCAGAGCAUAUGAGAAGUACGGCCAAGGUUGUCGUUGACCCUGAAUUCAUGUACAAUUACUGCGUGUACGACUCAGAGAUUGCAACAAGUUUAGGAAUUACUGCAACUGUACUACUUUUGGUGAGUCAAGUUCUCACAGUGAGGUUGGCCUGUCCAUUCUCCUUCUCCUUCAGGAAGGCCCUGAAGCAUGGAGGUUACAGAACUUGUGCAGUGAUCCUUUCCAUUACCUCCUGGAUUACAUUCAUGGCUGCUGAGGGAUGUUUGGUGGUGGGUUCUGUGAGGAAUUCUCAACACACCAAAUACAGGACCAUAUUCGGUGAUGACCCGCCUUAUUGUGAGACGUUGAGGAAGGGAGUUUUUGAGGCAGGGGCAGCUCUCACAUUGCACACCAGUUUAUUCUCCAAGAUGAAUUACGUCUGCUGUUUUAAGCAUCAGGUCCAGGAAGGCUUUGACACAGACAACACUGAGUUGGGAACCUACGCCUCCAUUUAAUUUAAGUUAAUUUGUUUUUUGCAAUACUCCUGUAUCGCGUAAGUUUGCUUGCCAAUGAUAAAUUCAAUAAAUUUUCUUUUAACAAAAAAUUGCCUAUUCAAAAGUUCACCCAAGUGACCCAAGGCAGGAAUUGCCCCUAGCAUGGCCCAGCCUGCUCUUCUGCUCGCCAACAGGCUAGCCAAGGCAGAAGCCCAAGCAAAAGAAAAGUAAUGAAACUCAGAAUUGAAUUCCAUGGGCCAAACAAAAAAUAGAGAGAGCCGAGGGAAAAUAAGUAUCCUCUUUUUUCCAUUUUUUCUGUAAAUUAUUUUUUGAAAAAAUUCUAAAAGUUUCUAUGAGCUAAACAUCCAUUAUUCCAUUUUAUUUGGUUUCCAAUACAAACCAAGCAUUUUGCAACAGUAAGUAUAAUUUUUCAUGUAUCUAUGCCUCUGGCUAACUCUCACUUUUCAAGCCAAACAUAAGCAUCAAAAGAGAAUAAACAAUUUUAAUUUUUAAUACCCCACAGAACCACAGUACUAGAACAUUAUGUUCAGAUUACAUUACUAAAGCUGCCAUAAUAUGCCCCAAACUCAGAGAAUAGAAUACAAAUCAGGAAGACUUAAUGCUUACCGCUAC